UAUAGUUAUAAUUUUGCUGAGGCUAGAGAGCCUGUAUGUUCUAAAUUUGCAUAUGAAGAACAGCUUUUAGAGAAAAUGAUAAGAACUGAAAUUAAGGUAGAAACAAUGGUAAAUGAAAAUAAGAAAACUGAGGAUAAUGUCAUCAAUACAUUAGGCGACAUUAAACAAACAGUUGCUGAUUUUAUGCACAUGUUUGCAGAUAUGAGAGCAAACAUUACGAACGAGAUGUUAAAGAGAGGUGAUGAGAUAAAAUGGAGAGAAGAAUCGUUCAAGAAAUUAUUUGACGUAAUACGUAAAAACAUCACUAGUGACAUUGAGGUUCAAAAAGAGGAACUUAUUCAACUUAAAGGAAAACUUGAACAACCCCAAAUUGCUUUCUACGCACAUCACGUGAAAGAUCUGGCUCUUGAUUCUACAGAUGAGAUUCUCAUUUUCGAGAAGACAAUCACUAACGAGGGAACAGGCUAUGACACGUCUACGGGCUUGUUCACGGCACCUGUUGGAGGACUGUACCAGUUUGAUGUUCAUACAUGUCCUGAUAAAGGGAAACAUGUUUGUCUUGGAUUGGUGUUGGAAGGUAAAGUUAUUGCAGCACAUGCUAACGAUGCUGUUGAUACCUAUGGCUGUAAUACGUUUGGAACAGUGAUAAUAGUUAAAUCGGGAGAAAAAGUUUGGGUUAAAUCAACAUUGUCAUGUUCUAUUUGUCAGCUAUUUCAAAACUCACGUAGUAUGAACACAUUUAGUGGAGUAUUUGUCAAUAACUGAAUUAUAAAAUAAACCAAUAAAAAUUGAUAUGAGUAAAAAUCUGCUUUCAGUCUUAGUAUUUGAUGUAAAACAUGAACAUUUUAAUAUAUUGUUUUAAUUCAUUUUUUGUGACACAUUAUGAUAUCGAAGAGAAAAUUUGUUGAAAUCUAUGUUGAUGCUAUAUUAUGUUAAGAAUAUUAAUCCUGCAAUUACGGAUUUCAUGCACAGGGAUAUUGUGUUCUAUAGAAGAGAAUGAAAAGAUUUUAUCGAAAUGUUUAACAACAAUGUAAGAAAAGCUUAAAGCAAUAUAUGAAUACUCGAGUUGUCUUUUUGUUUUGAUAUAUCAUUAAGGAAUUAUAUUUCUUUUUAUCAUGAAGCAUACUUUGGCUUUU
This is a messenger RNA of Ruditapes philippinarum (Manila clam), 1136 nucleotides long. RefSeq names its product caprin-2-like. Gene Ontology annotation, molecular function: protein binding. Bases 76 to 765 code for a protein of 229 amino acids. NCBI's taxonomy places the organism in Eukaryota, Metazoa, Mollusca, Bivalvia, Venerida, Veneridae. The transcript is spliced from 3 exons. The record is from RefSeq and is a predicted model, not a curated record.